Molecule: messenger RNA, 5171 nt
Organism: Gastrolobium bilobum
Lineage: Eukaryota; Viridiplantae; Streptophyta; Magnoliopsida; Fabales; Fabaceae
Product: ABC transporter C family member 12-like
Exons: 28
Coding region: 100-4950 (1616 amino acids)
Biological process (GO): transmembrane transport
Cellular component (GO): membrane
Molecular function (GO): ATP binding; ABC-type transporter activity; ATP hydrolysis activity
Source: RefSeq, a predicted model, not a curated record
AGUGACUGUAACAUUACUCCAUCUGGGGUUAGGAAAUGAGCUAUUAAAGUAUCAUUGGUGAAAUCUGUGGAGUGUUUGUGUCAACUGAGUGGGCCAAAGAUGGGUUUUGAACCAUUAAUUUGGUACUGCCAGCCAGCAGCAAACAGUAUUUGGGAAAAAGUAGUGGAUAAUGUUUUUGGGUCCUAUACACCUUGUGCAAUUGACACACUUGUUAUCUCCAUCUCCAAUUUGGUUCUUAUGGGCCUGUGCUUAUAUCGAAUAUGUCUUAUCACUAGCAAUGCCAAAGCUCAGAGGUUUCGUUUGAGUUCAAAUUACUAUAAUUAUGUUCUGGGAAUGUUGGCUGGUUACUGUGCUGCUCAGCCUUUAUGGAGAUUGGUAACUGGAAUUUCAGCCUUCAAUCUGAAUGGGGAAACUGGUUUUGCUCCUUUUGAGAUAACAGCUUUGAUCAUUGAAGCACUUACUUGGUUCUCAAUGAUAAUUCUUAUCCUCUUGGAAACCAAGGUUUAUAUCCGACAAUUUAGAUGGUUGGUGCGGUUUGGAGUUAUCUAUGUUUUGGUGGGAGAUAUUGUAAUGCUUAACCUUCUUCUGUCAGUGAAAGAUUACUGCAGCAGAUCUGCCCUGUUUCUGUACAUUAGCAGUGUUACCUGCCAGGUGUUAUUUGGCACCUUACUUCUUGUUUACAUGCCUAAUUUGGUUCCCUAUUCUGGCCAUAUAAUAAUGCCAACUGAGGAACCUGACAAUGGUGUAUAUGAACCACUUUGUGGAGAAGAUCAAGUUUGCCCUGAGAUGUAUGGCAAUGUAUUCUCUAGAUUAAGUUUUGGAUGGAUAACUCCACUCAUGCAACAAGGCUACAGAAAACCCAUCACCGAGAAGGAUGUUUGGAAGCUAGACAAAUGGGAUCAUACAGAGACAUUAAAUGAAAAAUUCCAAAAAUGUUGGAUGUUAGAAUUCCAAAACUCUAACCCUUGGCUUUUAAAAGCAUUGAACAAUAGCCUAGGAAAAAGGUUUUGGUGGGGAGGCAUCUAUAAGAUUGGUAAUGAUCUUUCUCAGUUUUUGGGGCCUAUUUUGCUGAACCAUCUCUUAAAUUCAAUGCAAAAUGGAGAUCCAUCCUGGAUUGGUUACAUCUACGCCUUCUCCAUAUUUGUUGGAGUGUCAUUCGGUGUUCUAUGUGAAGCACAGUAUUUCCAGAAUGUUAUGCGAGUUGGUUUUCGGCUUAGAUCAACUUUGGUGGCUGCUAUAUUUAGAAAAUCUUUGAGGCUAACUCAUGAAGGUCGAAAGCCAUUCACAACUGGGAAGCUCAUGAAUAUGAUAACAUCAGAUGCCAAUGCACUGCAGCAAAUAUGCCAACAACUUCAUGGACUAUGGUCAGCGCCAUUCCGUAUCAUCAUAGCUAUGGUUCUCCUAUACCAGCAACUAGGUGUUGCUUCCCUUAUUGGAUCAAUAAUGCUAGUUCUCAUUCUCCCACUGCAGACUUUUGUGAUUAGCAAAAUGCGUAAACUGACAAAGCAAGGACUGCAACAGACCGACAAAAGGGUUGGCCUCAUGGGUGAAAUUCUUGCUGCCAUGGAUACUGUAAAAUGUUAUGCUUGGGAAUCAAGCUUUCAAUCCAGAGUUCAAAGCAUACGAGAUGAGGAGCUUUCAUGGUUCCGCAAAGCACAGCUGCUAUAUGCUCUUAACACUUUUAUACUAAACAGCAUCCCAGUUCUUGUGACAGUGACCUCAUUUGGAAUGUUUACUUUACUUGGUGGAGAAUUGACACCUGCAAGGGCAUUUACCUCACUAUCUCUGUUUGCAGUUUUGCGCUUUCCAUUAAAUAUGCUUCCAAAUUUACUUAGUCAGGUAGCAAAUGCAAAUGUCUCGUUGCAACGAUUAGAAGAACUGUUUUCGUCUGAGGAGCGAAAUUUAAAACAAAAUCCACCUAUUGUACCUGGACUUCCAGCCAUCUCAAUUAAGAAUGGAAACUUUUCAUGGGAUCCUAAGGCAGAGAAGCCAACAUUAUCAAAUAUCAAUGUGGAAAUACAAAUCGGCAGCUUAGUAGCAAUCAUUGGUGGUACUGGAGAAGGGAAGACAUCACUUAUUUCAGCAAUGAUUGGAGAGCUACAUCCCCUAGCUGAUGGAAAUGCUACAAUCAGAGGCACUGUUGCUUAUGUUCCUCAGAUUUCAUGGAUUUACAAUGCUACUGUUCGUGAAAAUGUAUUAUUUGGAUCAAAAUUCGAAUAUGAACGAUAUUGGAAGGCCAUUGAUGUCACUGCUUUGGAGCAUGAUCUCAACUUACUACCUGGACGUGAUUUUACAGAGAUUGGCGAAAGAGGAGUCAAUAUUAGUGGUGGACAAAAGCAAAGAGUUUCCUUAGCUAGGGCCGUAUACUCAGAUUCUGAUGUGUACAUAUUUGAUGAUCCUUUAAGUGCUCUUGAUGCUCAUGUUGCUCAAGAGGUUUUCAGGAACUGUAUAAAGGAAGGGUUGAGAGGAAAAACCAGGGUUCUUGUGACCAACCAGCUACAUUUUCUCCCUCAGGUGGAUAAAAUUAUUCUGGUUAGUGAUGGCAUGAUUAAAGAGCAAGGAACCUUUGAGGAGUUAUCAGAAAAUGGGAUUCUAUUUCAGAAACUAAUGGAAAAUGCAGGAAAAAUGGAACAACAAGCUGUUAAUAAUGAAGAUAGUGAUAGUCAUGACAAGGCUAACGUUUCACCCUCAAAUAAUGAGGCAAAUGUAGUGUUACCAAAUGAUACAAGCUAUGAAAAGAAGGGAAAAUUAAGAAAAUCAGUUCUUGUUAAGCAAGAAGAGCGGGAGACAGGUGCGGUUAGCUGGAAAGUUAUAACGAGGUACAAAUCUGCACUGGGAGGACUGUGGGUUGUUUCCCUCCUCUUUGCAUGCUAUACAUUAACAGAAGUUCUUCGAAUUUCAAGUAGCACAUGGUUAAGUGUGUGGACUUCUAAAGAUUCCACUUCAGAUUAUGACUCAGGAUAUUUUCUUUUCAUCUAUGCACUUUUCUCAUUUGGACAGGUAUCUGUGGCACUUGUAAAUUCUUAUUGGUUGAUCACUUCAAGUCUUCGUGCUGCCAAAAGAUUGCAUGAUGCAAUGUUAGAUAAAAUCCUUCGUGCUCCAAUGGUUUUCUUCCAAACUAAUCCUGUUGGCCGCAUAAUUAAUCGGUUUGCGAAAGACAUGGGAGAUAUAGAUACCACUGUUUUUAAUUUGGCAAAUAUGUUUUUGGGACAAGUAUGGCAACUACUUUCAACAUUUGUUCUUAUAGGCACUGUGAGCACAAUAUCCCUGUGGGCCAUAAUGCCACUUCUGAUCUUCUUUUAUGCAGCUUUUAUAUAUUACCAGAGCACGGCUCGAGAGGUGAAGCGUUUGGAUUCAAUUACAAGAUCUCCAGUUUAUGCACAUUUUGGAGAAGCACUGAAUGGUUUGUCUAGCAUUCGGGCUUACAAAGCAUAUGACAGGAUGGCACACAUUAAUGGAAAAUUCAUGGACAACAAUAUCAGAUUUACCCUUGUGAAUAUUAGCUCAAACCGUUGGCUCACCAUAAGGUUAGAAUCAUUAGGAGGCCUCAUGAUUUGGUUGAUAGCAACAUUUGCUGUCUUGCAGAAUGCAAGAGCUGAAAAUCAAGCAAUGUUUGCAUCUACAAUGGGUCUACUUCUCAGUUAUACUUUAAACAUAACAAAUCUCUUGAGUGGUGUACUAAGACAAGCAAGUAGAGCUGAAAUCAGUUUAAAUGCUGUUGAGCGCGUUGACACAUAUAUAGAGUUAGAAACUGAGGCUUCAGGUAUAAUUGAGACAAACCGUCCACCACCAGGAUGGCCAACAUCAGGAUCAAUUGAGUUUGAGAAUGUUGUUCUUAGGUAUAGGCCUGAACUUCCUCCAGUUUUGCAUGGAUUGUCCUUUACAGUGCCUCCAACUAAGAAGGUAGGAGUAGUUGGAAGAACUGGUGCUGGAAAGUCUAGCAUGCUUAAUGCUUUAUUCCGGAUUGUGGAACUGACAAGAGGAAGAAUCAGUAUUGAUGGUUGUGAUAUUUCUAUGAUUGGACUAGCAGAUUUGCGAAGUGUUCUUACUAUCAUACCACAAUCCCCAGUUCUUUUCUCAGGAACUGUUCGUUUCAAUCUUGAUCCAUUUAAUGAACACAAUGAUACUGACCUAUGGGAAGCUUUAGAAAGGGCGCAUUUGAAGGAUGUAAUAAGAAGAAAUCCAUUUGGUCUAGAUGCUCAGGUCUCAGAGGGAGGAGACAAUUUCAGUGUUGGACAGAGGCAACUAUUAAGUCUAGCUAGAGCAUUGCUACGAAGAUCAAAGGUUCUAGUCCUGGAUGAAGCUACUGCUGCUGUAGAUGUUAGAACAGAUGCCCUUAUACAGAAAACUAUCCGACAAGAAUUUCAGUCCUGCACAAUGAUCAUCAUUGCUCACAGACUUAAUACAGUUAUUGACUGCGAUCAGAUUCUGUUACUUGAUGCCGGCGAGGUUAUUGAAUACAGUUCACCAGAGGAACUCUUACUAGAUGAAGGAACUGCAUUCUACAAGAUGGUUCAAAGUACUGGACCUGAAAAUGCUAAGUAUUUAUGUAGCCUAGUAUUUGGAAGAACAGGGAACAAUUCUAAUGAAUAUAACAAGGGGCUGGAAAGCCAUAUGAGACAAUUAGCCUCUUCUCACUGGGCUGCUGCUACCCAGUUUGCAAUGGCAAGUACCCUUUCUUCAUUACACCAUCAUCUUCAAAGUCCAAGUACAAAAGACAAUAAAGAUAUCCUUCAUAAAACAAGGGAUGCGGUGACAACACUGCAAGAAGUUUUAGUGGGGAAGCAUGAUGAAGCCAUAGAAGAGACACUGACUAAACAACAUGUUCCUACAGAUAGAUGGUGGUCUACUCUCUAUAAAGUUGUUGAAGGUCUUGCAAUCUUGAUCAGGUUGCCUCCGGACAACAGUCAACAAUUGGAACUUGAUUUUGAAGGAAGAUCCUUCGACUAACGUAAUCUUGAAGAGUAGAGAGGGGUAUAUGCAACCAAAUCUCAGAGGAGUUGUUGCAACCACAAGAUUCUGUAGAAUUUUUUCCCCUCUUUGUUAUUCUAGUUUCCUUUUAUAUUUUUUAAGUAUUUUCUUUCUAUUAAAUCAUUUGGGUUCAUUGAUCACCAACCCCAAUUAGUGUGAAUCAUCGAUCACCAACCGGCAACCCGAAUUAGUUUGAGAUA